Lytechinus variegatus (green sea urchin) is the source of this 3353-nucleotide messenger RNA. RefSeq lists its product as uncharacterized. The transcript is spliced from 4 exons. Lineage: Eukaryota; Metazoa; Echinodermata; Echinoidea; Temnopleuroida; Toxopneustidae. The record is from RefSeq and is a predicted model, not a curated record. Gene Ontology annotation, cellular component: acetylcholine-gated channel complex. Bases 703 to 1404 code for a protein of 233 amino acids.
CUGGAGACCUAGUCGACUCCACACCAGAUCCACAUCGAUGCUUCACGCUCUAUAUGGUUCAUGCAAAGAUUUCAUUUUCUGCGAUUUCGAAGUUGCUUUCGUUCUGCCUUCGUGAAUGACGAUUGGUUUGCAUUUGCUACAGAGAGGAGUCUAUUGUCUCUAUCCGAUGCGGUGAAAUGCGAUUUGCUUCGAACGACAACGAUCUAUCGGCCAUCUUCCCAAGAGUUUAUCGAUCACCAUCCCCUUGAAUAUUUCUUACACAGUUGUCUUGAUCGCUAUGUAAUCGGAACUAUUGAUUGGUCUGGUGAUGUAAAAACUUGCAUCGAUAUCUGAUGUUAACUUUGCUGAUAUCGUAACGGUUGUCUUAAGGAUGAUGUCGCAUCCCUGCGUGCGAGUAUCAGGACAUCAUGAACGCCCACGGGCAAUCGCGCUGAAACUCGAUCGUGAUUGUUUUUGCAUAUUUCAGGAGAAAUUCAAUUUUUAUCCGGAAAGCUGCCUCAGAUGAUUAUCAUUAAUUGCUUAAUAUACUAUUGUGAUGAGGUACAUAAUGCUUGCUAUUGUCUCAGUGCUCGCAGAGGUUGUAAUGAGCUGCGCUUGAAUGAAAACUGUGGAAACGACUGCGCAUGCGUGUGGAUGAUUUGAAAUUGUGCUGAGUCAUGUUAAGAAGAAACCCCGAUUCAACGCGGGUCAUGUGAUCAUAUCAUGAAAGUGAGCUUUCGUUGGACUCAUGUCAUCAUGUUGAUAUGCAAAUUACUCGCUAUUUGUUCCUCGCCCCCUGCGAUGGCAGACUUGGUAUACAACCCCAGAACUGAUGUUAAACUAUGCGGCCGUGGAGGGCGCCCUUCGUGGCUCUGUGAUCCAUUUUAUAUACUUUCCAGAGAACAGGCUGACGAACUUGACUUUGCCCUGGAGGAAAUACGUUCGACCACGUCAUGUGCUUGUACGCUGGAGCAAGCCUGCAAUGUGACGGACAGCGGUUACACGAUUUCCAUCGCCAUUUUGCCUUAUUUACCGUCUACCAGGCAGGACCCGGUAACGGCCCGAAACUAUGCCGAUUUUCUGCGCAAGAAGUCAUGGAUGUUUGGAAAAUGCGAAGAUGAUGUGGUGAUUGUUGUCGCUAAGCAAGAUAAAGAAGUAUAUGCUUCGGCUGGCCCUGCGGCGGCAUUAAAACUGAAGUUAUUGAUCAUGGAAGACAUCUACUCUGACACCAGGCAAUACUUCCAAGAUGAGGAUGUUUUCACCGGGCUUAAGGUGAUGGUGGAGAGCUUUCGGUCUGUCCUCCAAGACUCGUACUCCAUCUCGCCCGACUUUCCCGUGUGGCCUAUCGUCCAGAUGGGCAUCGGGGCCCUGUUCGUCCUCAUCUGUUUCUGCAGUAUGUACCUGUGUCGGAAGCUGUUUUCGUAGCGCGGACUUCAGCAACCACGGACGUCAUCGUCAUCGUCGACCACGGCCUCAGAGACCGACUUCCAUGCAGGACCAUCCAUCAUAACAGAUGGUGGUAGUGAGAAUCUACACCGCGACAGGUUAAUUGGUGCUAAUGGACGCUGUGCCAACCGGCCAAGAUUGUAAGAAGCUCGCCAUCGUGAUGCGGUUGCUAUAGCAACGCAUCCGCUGCACCUGAGCAUCGCCCUAGAUCGCGACGCUGACACAAUAUUGUGCCGUGUUUGGGGUGAGCUGCAUCCAAGCGCAAAGCAUGGAAACUGAUUGAUUUUUUUUCAAAUCCAUUCCCCGGUGCUAAUGUGAUCAUCGCGGACUGGAUUCUCCCUACUUGGUCACGGGUUAGUUAUGCGGCGAUUUCUGAUGCAGGUGGGCGCAUAUGAAUUUAACAUUUAUGCGCCUACUUUACUUGUCACGUCGUGCUAAAUCAUAUGUUCCAAUUAUCCAUGGUGCCUAUAAAAAUAUCACAUUUUUUCAUCUUUGCAUUUUGAGGGAGUCCUUGUGACGGAUCUCAAUUAGUUAUUGCAUAUAUGACGUUGGUGCGUUUUAAGCAAAGGAGAAUGAUGGGUUUAUUUGAUUUAAACGAUGACGUAGGUAUAACAUUGGAAGUUAUAUCGCUGUCAAUAAUGUCAACGAUGUAAUAAGAAAUAAAUUUACUUCUGAUGUUAGUUCGCAAAACAUCUUUAGGAGAUGAAACGAAAUAACUUAACUACCUUUGUGAUGAAAUUCGCCCGGCUGAUGUCAUAAAAGAUUGUGAUACGUUAGGCAGUUUUAUCCUAAAAAGCAAUGUUACAUUUUACUAAGGAAAUGUUUCAUACCACCAAAUAUCUCAGUCGUACCAUUUUGUGUCCACAGCGAUGUCGUCACGACUUUACAGGGAUUCUAUCACGAUAAUUUUUGUUCGAUAAGGUGUUCUUCUCGUAUACCUCAAUUUCAUCAAUUUGACUGCGAAAUCCGCUUUACAGCGGUUCUUAACCGAUAACUUGGUUUUCUUGUGUAUUCAUUUUUUUGUAUGUGUGUGUUUUCGUUGACGUAGGUCAGACUUGUUUACUAUGGAGCAAUAGCAAGAUCUAGACUUUUUUCUCCAUAAUUGUAGUUUAAAGCUCUAAAAGACCCGGUGAUUUUGAUCGAAUAAAUUGCUCUCUGCCAAUAGGAUGCGAGGAAAUUUGGUAGCUUUCAGCAAUAUUUGGUGAAAAGCACCGACUGUUAGUGUCGUGAAACGCUCGCCACGGCAGGAUAGCGGACAGUUACGUUCCAUAUCCGAUACUGUCAAGAAGCUAGACUUAAUAUGACGGUGUCAUCAGACGGGUCCAUGAUAAUAAUCAGUGGCCAGGACAGUUUGUAGGCGCUGGCGCCAUUUCUUGAAUACAUUCCUCCGUUGUCCAAGCUUUGUUGGUUCCGAUUGCUGGAAUUCGUUUAAAGACCAUCGUGCCCAAAUGAUAUCCCUGAGGCACCACCAAACUUGCAAAGUGUAGGUCCAUUGGUUGCAUGGUUCGUAGAUAUCUAUUGAACCCCAAAACAUGCUGAUGAUGCAUGCGGAGAUUAAUGACGCUAUCUUCAUCCCCAAAGAUUUUACAUGAAGGCUAUUUAAUAGAUUCCAGACCCGCAGUGCAUGCAUGUCUCUCUCCUCGACAAUACAUGACAGGUCGGCGAUUGUUUUCUUUAUUUGUUCUUUACCUUUAUAAGCAAAAUUCAACAUAAAAUUCUGUCUAGUCUGCGUCAAGAAUUGAUUCUUUGGUCCUAGUGUCGAUAGAUAGUCCCAUAUAUUCAAUUGGACCUCAUACAAGUUAAGUUCUAUCAUCUAGGGAAGGGAAGUUUGCCCCUGUAAGUAUGAAAGCAGUCACUGUACUAUAUAAUAGUAAUCUGAUGGUCAGGUCGUCAGGAUAAACUGAAGAUGGCGCACAGGAUACGCGGAA